GUUGCUUGGUUUGAGUGCACAACAACUAUUGAUGUUGUCAUGCACGAUUCUGGGUGGUAUUAUAUAGGCUGCGCUAUGUGCCAUACUAAGGCAACCAAAAGGCCUACAACGCUUAUGUACAUGUCGAAGAUCUCUGUUUAUGACAACAUUGAUCAACCGUAUUUGUUCUCCUCUGUGAUGCUGGAAAAUGAGAGUGUAGAAGAUGAUCACAUAGUCCCAGUGCCUCAGGCUCUGAUUGCCACCAUUAGACAGACACAAAAGUUCAUUGUGAAGGUGUCAAAUCAUAAUUUGACUGGCAAGACCCAGACUUUAAAUAACGAAGCAUUUGAUCAACACUUUUAUAAUCCCGUUUGA
This is a messenger RNA of Eruca vesicaria subsp. sativa (arugula), 354 nucleotides long. NCBI's taxonomy places the organism in Eukaryota, Viridiplantae, Streptophyta, Magnoliopsida, Brassicales, Brassicaceae. The record is from the annotation of a GenBank genome assembly.